This is a messenger RNA of Manihot esculenta (cassava), 2776 nucleotides long. RefSeq lists its product as uncharacterized. NCBI's taxonomy places the organism in Eukaryota, Viridiplantae, Streptophyta, Magnoliopsida, Malpighiales, Euphorbiaceae. The coding region runs from base 490 to 2562 and encodes 690 amino acids. The record is from RefSeq and is a predicted model, not a curated record. The transcript is spliced from 5 exons.
AAAAGAGUCAUGGCUAAACAAUUUUUACAAUUCCAGAAAUCCCAAACCCCUAAAGCCAAGAUUCUCUCUCCUUUUCUCCAUUGGCCUCUGAAAUAUUACAAUUAUUAUUGUUUCCUUAAUCAAUUCAAAUUUCAGUUCUUCAGUUCUCUGAUUUCAAUUCAUGGACUCGCCUUCCUCGGAGAACCACCCUCCAAUCACUAUUGGCUCGAAUCAGUUACUUAACAACUAAUGGUAAUACAAAUGACUCAGAGAUUCUGCUGCCUUCAUGGUUCACAAUGGAAGUGCUAAUAUUUGGUUUGGCUGAAAUGAUGAGGUGGGUUUUUUCUUCGUCUAGCGCUGCACAACGCUUAUUGGAGAAGCAUAGUCUGUGAAGUGCUACAUUUGAACCAAAGCUUGCUGAAAGCACUCAACUUGGACAUUGGCAUGCUGUGGUCUUUUGGCUAAGCAUUUGCAACUAUGGCAUUUCUUGUUUCUUUCAAAUGUUGAAUAAUGGCUACUAGCGAGUCCAUCAAUAUUUAUGAUUUUGGUACUGCUCUUGACAAAAAAAAGAUUAGAGUUCAAUGCAGCUAUUGUGCUAAAGUGGUCAGGGGCUUCUUCCGUCUCAAGUGCCAUUUAGGAGGUGUACAGAAAAAUGUAGUCCCUUGUGAGAAAGUUCCUGAAAAUGUUAAGGAAUCAUUUUUCUACAUGUUAGAAGAAAGGAAAAGAGAUGAUCUUUCUAAGGAAGUUGGAAAACUAUGUCAGCCAGGUAUGCCAGGGAAGAGAAAUUGGUGCCCUACCCCAAAUGGUGUCAAGCAAUUUAAGUGUGAACCCAGUCAAACUGCUGGUUAUGGAAACAAAAAGCAGCUAGAGAUGGAUUAUGCAGUAGAAGAUAACGUGGCAGAACAUAUUCCAGUUCCUAACAGAAGAUUAAAUUCAAAAACAGCCAUAAAUGGCGAUGCAUCAGCAUGGCAAGCCGAAAAAAACAUUGGCAGAUUUUUCUAUGAAACUGGUAUUGAUUUUAGUGCUGCCAAUUCUCCUAGCUUCAAAAGAAUGCUAAAUGCAACUCUUGGUAAUGAUCAGGUUAAGAUCCCUACUCUUCAGGAAUUGAAAGGGUGGAUUCUUUGGGAUGAAAAGAAAGAGAUGCAAGAAUAUGUGAAGAGGAUUAGACAUUCAUGGGCAAGUACUGGAUGCAGUAUUUUGUUGGAUGGAUGGGUUAAUGAAAAGGAUCAAUACCUGGUUAGUUUUGUGGUAGAAUGCCCUGAGGGUCCAAUUUAUCUUCAUUCAGCUGAUGUUUCAGCUAUCAUCAAUAAUGCAGGUGCAUUGCAAUUAUUACUAGAUAGAGUUCUCAAGGAGGUUGGGAUUGACAAUGUAGUUCAAAUUGUGGCAUGUUCAACAACAGGGUGGGUGGGAACUGUGGGAAAGAAGUUUAAGGAAAAGCAUGGGACAGUGUUUUGGAGUGUUAGCGCAUCUCACUGCAUGGAGCUCAUUCUAGAGAAGAUAGGGACACUAGAUGGCAUCAGAGGGAUAGUAGACAAGGCCAAGAUCAUUACAAAGUUCAUUUACAGACAUGGGGAGAUUUUGAAGCUUAUGAGAAAUCAUACACGUAGCUAUGACUUAAUAAAGCCGUCCAAGAUGAAAUUUGCUGUGCCUUUCUUGACCUUAGAGAAUAUUAUGUCAGAAAAGGAGAACUUGAAGAGCAUGUUUAUGUCAUCAGAGUGGAGGAACUCAGUCUGGGCUUCCACUCCAGAUGGAAUGACAGUGGCUCAUUUGAUAGAGGAUCUUUCUUUCUGGACAGGGGCUGAGACGACAUUGAAGGCAACCGUACCACUUCUCCGUGUUCUCUGUCUUGUUGCUGAGGCUGAUAAACCACAAGUGGCUUACAUAUAUGAAACCAUGGAUCAAGCGAAAGAGACAAUUAGUGAAGAAUUCAAAAACAAGAAAUCACAAUAUACUCCUUUCUGGAAAAUAAUUGACGAGAUCUGGGAUACCCAUCUCCAUAGUCCUCUACAUGCUGCAGGAUAUUAUUUAAAUCCAAGCCUAUUUUAUUCAACUGAUUUCUACUGUGAUCUUGAGGUUGCUGUUGACCUGUUGUAUUGUAUUGUUUGGAUGGUUCCCAAUCACCACAUACAAGAUCUAAUAUCUGUGCAACUUGAGGAGUAUAGACAUGCUCGAGGUGCUUUCAAAGAGGGGAGAGCUGUCGACAAAAGAACCACUAUUCCUCCAGCUCAAUGGUGGUCUGUCUAUGGGAAACAACAUCCUGAGCUGCAAAAAUUUGCUAUAAGAGUCCUGAGCCAGACAUGUGAUGGUGCUCUGAGAUAUGGGCUGAAGAGGAGUUUGGCUGAGAAGCUUCUCAUGAAGGGGCGUAACCCUGUUGAGCAACAACGAUUGAAUGACUUGGCAUAUGUUCACUAUAACAUGCACUUGCAGAACAGAAAACAAGGUCUUAAAAGUGGCGUCGUGGCUGAGGAGAUCGAUCCAAUGGAUGAUUGGGUUGUAGACAGAGCUCUGGAGUCUGCACCCAGAAAUGGUGGCUCAGAAUGGACGGAGGCAGACUGCUUUGAAGCCACUGAAAAUGUGGAAUAACCUCAUGAGACUGAAGCAAAGGAGGGUCCUAGCUAAGGUAUGUAAAAUGGAAGCUGUAGUUUAAAACUAAAAGGUUAAAAAGAAAAUGGAGAACACCAUGAAAUCCUUUUGUAACUAGAGUUUCUUACACUAUGUAUGGGAGGAGGUAGAGUAAACUAAACUAAGGUAUUGUAAAGUAUGAUUUUAUAAGGUAAGGUUUUUCAUGGUUUUUAAA